Pantherophis guttatus is the source of this 579-nucleotide messenger RNA. RefSeq names its product ribosomal protein S27 (gene RPS27). The record is from RefSeq and is a predicted model, not a curated record. Gene Ontology annotation, biological process: translation. NCBI's taxonomy places the organism in Eukaryota, Metazoa, Chordata, Lepidosauria, Squamata, Colubridae. Gene Ontology annotation, cellular component: ribosome. Gene Ontology annotation, molecular function: structural constituent of ribosome.
CGGACUUCCGCCCGUGCGGGAAACCCCAUAGCGGAUAUAGCGUUCUCUCCUUCCGGCCGGCCUCCUUUUCGUCCGCAGCUGCCUCCACGCGAACAUGCCGCUCGCGAAGGACCUCCUGCACCCCUCCCCCGAGGAGGAGAAGCGGAAGCACAAGAAGAAGCGCCUGGUGCAGAGCCCCAACUCCUACUUCAUGGACGUCAAGUGCCCGGGUUGCUACAAAAUCACCACGGUUUUCAGUCACGCCCAGACAGUUGUGUUGUGCGUCGGCUGCUCGACUGUGCUGUGCCAGCCCACUGGUGGAAAGGCGAGGUUGACAGAAGGGUGCUCUUUCCGGCGAAAGCAACAUUAAACAGUGGACACUUGGCACGGGAUGGGUUUGGGAACUACGGGAACAGUUGCCGGUUGCGACCCUGAGUUUCUCUGGGGCACCGAUGGAAGUAAUAGAGUUAUUUUUGAGGGCAUUUGAGUUGCUGCCAACGGUGGCUAUUGGAUAAGGGAGGACAAUCCUUCCCUCGUGACUCUGGCACUGUCCUUGUAACCUUACCCAUUUCAUUCAAUAAACUUUGGAUAUAAAGACAA